CUUCCUUGUUUACAAUGCAUGAAGCAUGAAAAAACCUUUCUCUGUUUUUCAAGUGUGAAAUCAUCAGUCAUAUACCAUGGAAUCAGUCAACUAUAGAGUGCUCUACCUAGGGAAUCUCCGCAGUGACAUAGGCCUGAAGAACCUCAAAGAUAACAUCCUAAAUCUAUUCAGAAACUACUUAGGCAUCGGAGUUACCAGUGAGGAUAUCUUUAUACACACGAACCAUGGGAGAGAUUCCUGGUAUGCCUUUGUAAACUGUCAUGAGGAACAUCAAGCAGAAUUUGCCCUUGAUCAGCUGGAGACAUGGGAGUCCAGAAGACACACUCGCUUUAAUUUUACGUCCAUUUGUGAAGGAUCCCAGCCUUUAUUUAUCGACUACAAACGGGAAACAAAACACAAAAGCAAGAAAACGAGGAGAAAGAAGAGAAAGCCAAGGGGUAAUGAAUCCCCUGAUAUUACAGAGCAGUUUGAUGAAUAUUACCCAGAGGACUUAGCUAAAGAUAAGCCACAAGACAGUAAUCACUCAACUCUACCCUCCUUAAAAAGUGGAAAGAACUUUUUAGGCUUCACAAAGAAAGUUGACCAGCCUGCUCAAGGGAUAUAUUUAGAUGGAGAGCAGCUUGGCAAUGAAACUAGGAAUAAGGAAUUCAAAAAAGGCAGUGGAGAAUAUGUUAAAAAUGUCUUGAAAAAACAUGUAUCAAAGUAUGCGUGUGCUUUUCUGAACAGCGGAGAGGAGGGUACUUUGUAUCUAGGGGUAAAUGAUAAUGGGUGUGUUGAGGGAAUUCCUUGUCCACAGGCCCGGGAGGAUGAAGUAAGACUGGACAUUGAUGAGGCAAUAAAAACCAUCAAUCCUCCUGUGUUCCCAAACAUCUAUCAAGUCAAGUUCACACCUGUAUUUUAUAAAUUAGGAGUCCCCAAAGAGGAUUACAAAGUCAUAGAAAUUAUAGUCCACGGCACAGGAGAUAUAGACAGACUGUAUCAUUCUCCUCAUGGGGUGUUUAUGAGGAGGGAUGGAGGGGUACAGACACUGACAGUCCUAGAGGUGCAAGAGUGGUCACAUCAGGUGAGUCUGACAGUCCUAGAGGUGCAAGAGUGGUCACAUCAGAAACACCAGAAAGAAAUCAAAAGGUUGGAGGAGAGACUCCAGAGACAGGAGGACUUAUUUGAGAGAAGAACACAGGAGGAAAAAGACAAGAAAUCCAAAGUCUGUGUUGUCAUGUAGCUCUACUCACCUGAGGAUAAAUUUUGACACACAAAACUGCAGGACAGUUCAUUUAGUUUUAUCGCUUUAAGCAAUAUAGGUUUUAAAACUGCCAAGUCUUGUUGCACCUUUAUAUAUAAUAUAUAUUAAUUUUUAUAGAAGUUUUUAAAUCAGUACUGUGUUUAGACAUUCAAUUUUAAUGUUAUAAGAAUAAUGUUUGCUGUGUUUGAUUUAAUUGAAUCAUCAAUAUUUUUAUAUGCAUAAUCUUUUUUAUACCUUUUAUAUUUUCUUUUGUGCAAUUUGAUUGCUUCUUUAUAGUACUGUAGGAUUUGUGUUCAUGCAACUAUCAAUAUCCCAUAUGAGGAAACACCUCUUCCCUAUCCAAGGAAACUUGAUAUCCCACCAAUUUCCCAGGAAAGGGGACAUGCACCUCUUUCCCAUGAUAGGAAACAUAUUUUUUCCAUAUUACAAAAUAUGUGAUGUUAAAGCACCUCUUUCUUAGGAAAAAAAUACAUGUGAUGUCCCUCUUUGACCCAUUAUACAAAACAUGAAAUCCUUUCAAAUUUUCAUUUCCAAAAAUAUGUCUCAGUUUUUGGUCUAUAUGUAACAUAUACCAAAUUUGCCAAGUAAUACGUAUUUAUCUUUAUCUUCUCAUUCUUCAAUCAGAAAAUUAAUUAUUAUUUUCAUCAUUGCAGUUAAAUCUGAUGCAUACAUUUGCAUGUAUAUCAUUCAUGAUAAAGAUGAGUAUGUAAGUUUAUUUUCAAACCAUAAGAAAUUAUAGCAAAGAAAUCAUAAUUAUUUAUCUGAAUUUCUCUUUUGAAUUGAUAGUGAGUUCAAGACGUCCUUGAUAAACAAAUUAUUUUUAAUUAAACAAUUCUUAUCUUGUUUUAGAAGACUUUUAGAAAUUACAAAAGUUCAAAAUAAAAAUUGAACAGAAAAUAAAAGGGGGUACAGUAAUAAACUGAUACCUCUGAAGAAUAAAUCUUUAAUGUAGGAAAUCGGUGUUAUAAUGUUUUGAUAUCUUUAUUUUACAUAUGUAUACAUGUAUUCAUACCCGGUUAUUAUUUUUUGUGGUUUUGCUUAUC
Messenger RNA from Saccostrea cuccullata (small rock oyster), 2286 nucleotides. RefSeq names its product schlafen-like protein 1. The transcript is spliced from 6 exons. The record is from RefSeq and is a predicted model, not a curated record. Gene Ontology annotation, molecular function: RNA binding. Lineage: Eukaryota; Metazoa; Mollusca; Bivalvia; Ostreida; Ostreidae. Bases 77 to 1222 code for a protein of 381 amino acids.